Molecule: messenger RNA, 2475 nt
Organism: Xylona heveae TC161
Lineage: Eukaryota; Fungi; Ascomycota; Xylonomycetes; Xylonales; Xylonaceae
Exons: 4
Coding region: 1-2475 (824 amino acids)
Source: RefSeq, a predicted model, not a curated record
AUGGCUUCCGAAGUUACCUUGGCGAAAGAUGAGGACGCUACAUUACGACGGCAUUUCCGUCGGGGUAUGCUGACUGAUCAAGCUGCGCGACUCAUUCAACAAGCUGUCUCGGACUUGAUCGGCCACCCUGGAUGGAACGAAGACAGAGUUAAGGAUUGGAUCGAAAAAGAGAAGAGUGCCAUUAGUGGAAGGAAUCGGCUCGAUGAAGUUUCUAUUCUCGCAGACGCGUUGAAUUGGGCCGUCAGAAAUCCCAACCCUGAUCCUCUUGACCCGAAAGGCUUUUAUUCGUGGCCUGAAUCGUCUCACGAUCCGAAGUUCAGCGAUCAGCUGCAAUUUCAGAUAAAUGGAACCUUUCCUCAUGCUCUUCCGACCACAACGUCCCCCUACUACUCGCCGCUCAAUGUUCACGAUAAAGAUGGAGCGCCAACCAGUGGUGGACCUCCCUACGGAGAUAUCGGCAUUUAUGGCGACAUGACCAGAUCUCCAGAUCCAAAUUCGCCACUAUACAGCUCGACUGCUAAAUACCAAGAUCCGCAUCAUCUUGAUCCGAGUGCUCAGAUAUUACUCGAUAAUUUGGCGUCCUUCGGCCGAACUAGUGUCCAAGCUGGGCAUCCCGUCCAUGAUGUUGGGGCGCUUGAGCAUGGGGCAAUUGGAAGCAAUCAUUUUGCUGGACUCCUAGAGGCAGUUACUACUGCUGCCGGUCAGGAAGCUUCUCAGAACCGUUCAGGGCAAACGCUCGAUGCUCCCAGUGGACAAUCACCAGGAAGACAGCCCUUACAUCAGCCAGCGGCAAAUGAAUACCGGACCCUCAAGGAGGAUUCUUUUUCAAAGUCAAAAAAAAGAAAGCGAUCUUCUGCUGCGGACCAAAACGCUAUACAUAGUGAUGCAGAAGGAGAGCAAGAGCGUUUAGACGCAUUCGAACCUCCCCCGUUUCUAACAACUCGCAGAGGACGACGCUCUAGUAAAUUCGGAGGACCAUCGGAAAAUUCCCGAUUUGAGCAGGAUGCUGGGGAGACAAAUACCGAAUCUGAAGAUUACUCAACUCUCGAAUUCCGAGAGUUACCCCCGCAACUUGUGAUAUCCGAUGCCCGUGCUGCCGGCGUGCAUUCUGCUGCAGCUUUGUUCCGAAGACCAUCUGCUUCCAGCAAGAAAUACACACGCCCUCCGAUGUCGAAGUUGUUCACCUCUUUGGAACUGUCGCCCGAGAAUUUCUUACAGCUUCAAGCAGCUGCUAAGCUCUACAUGCUCGAUCCUGAUCAUCCUGAGAGGCAGAACUGUGUUGGUAACAGAGGCAAAGGUGAUACUGACAUGGUCAAAUUGCGUCUCUAUAAUUGCGUUAAGGAUUUUCUCGAGGCCGAAGGUCAUGGGGAACGGUACUUCGGAGAGCAGGCCACGAAUGAAAGUGGAGUUCCCAGAAGAUUAAUAUGGCCUGCACAAAAAAAUAAGAUCAUCGGUCUGGUGACGCCAUUAUUACGGCGGAUGGUCACAAAUGAGCGGCAAAGACAGUAUGCCGUAGAGACUAGGAAAGGCGAUUCAGAGGCAAAGAAGAGAAAAGCCGACGAGAUGCAAUCCGUUUCCACCAGCACUGAACAGUCAGAAGCGCCACGUGACCGGUUGACCCAUGAAGCAUCCGUUGCUCCUAGUUUAGAUUGUUUCGGAGAGUAUCCGGAUCAUAAUAAAGACCCUGCAAUUGCUCAGCAGAUUUCAAAUUUGGGACUCCUUUCGGGGCUCACGAACGCAUCUUGGACUCAUUUGGUUUCUGAGGUUGAUGCUGACAUUCGCAAUCACGAAAGCCGUACAUCCUCCGGAGGCGUCGAAUGCGACGGCGCCUGUCUUGAGAGCAGCAUCUGGGAAAGAUAUUUGCUACAGCCAGACCAUCCUUUAAUUAGUGGUUGGAGAAGAGAUGUCAGGCUUGGCAAAGAUGACCGAGUGAAUCUUGCUCACUUGAUCCUACAAGACCUAUGCAAUGCUAUCAAGCUUUCAAUAAUGUUAGAGAAAGAAGAAGUUGAUAUCCGUUGUCAUUCCAAAAGGCAAAAGACUUCCUCCGCGACUUUCACUACCAGCGCUCAUUUACAGUAUCAUGGCCAAGUGCUUCAUCGUCUGGAGCACCCUGAGACCAUUGAUCAGACCCUCGAGCGCUUAAUUUCCGGCUCAUGCUCGGAAUUAUUGGAACGUAGCAAUUCUUUCACGUCUACUCAACUAAAUAUUUAUUUUCUACAUGGUGGCCGAAAGGUUCGACCGCAGCUUGAACUGUCUUCUGGUCAAUAUUAUGCUUGGAAGUCACUUAGCAAAGUUAUCGAGGAUGAGGUUGCCGCGUUAAAAGAUGGGCAAGACGUUGAUCAUCAGGUACACGCGCAUUUACCACAGGGGCUCCUUCCCAUUCGCGGGCAGGCGGAAUUAGUCCUUGCCAUCAUGGACUCCAUUCAUACGUCAUGGAUGGAUAGUCAGCUCAAGAUCAUCGUGGAAAUCCGAUGA